Molecule: messenger RNA, 141 nt
Organism: Chaetomium globosum CBS 148.51
Lineage: Eukaryota; Fungi; Ascomycota; Sordariomycetes; Sordariales; Chaetomiaceae
Exons: 2
Coding region: 1-141 (46 amino acids)
Source: RefSeq, a predicted model, not a curated record
AUGGCUUUGAAAGACCGAGCGGGUGAACAGUUUAUCCAAAUCCUCCCAAUCUUGAAAUGGUUGCAGCAGUCACAGAAACAAGCUCGUACCCAAGGACUGCAGCCCGUGCUCCAUUUGGGCGAGCACUCGCAGUUUAGGUGA